ACACAAUUAUCAGUAGAAACCUUGAUAUAAAUCAAAGUCCAACAUUUUUACUUCCUAUAUUUAUAAAUGUUUAUGAACAUUAAUUAGUAAUUACAAGCAAUAUUUCUCAAUAUUAAUUAUCAUUUGUGUUUUAUGAUCUCUUACUAGUUUUUUAAUUUAACCUUUUUAUUUUAAUUUUGUGGACAUGUUACUUAGAAAUUCUAUCGUCAAAUUAUCUAAAAAUGUUAAAAACAGUCAAAUUGUGCAAACGCAACAGCGGUUCCUAAAUUUACUGGAAUAUCAGAGUAAAAAUUUAUUAAGAAAAAAUGCCAUUGCUAUCCAGGACUUUUGUAUGGUAGAUAAAACUGGUGCAACAGAAUUGGACAACUUUCACGUUAAAGAAUAUGUAAUAAAAGCACAAAUAUUAGCAGGAGGUAGAGGAAAAGGCCACUUUAAUAAUGGAUUUAAAGGAGGAGUACAUAUCACACAAAACCGUAAUGAUAUAAGCGACAUAGUUAAGCAAAUGUUGGGAUACAAGUUAAUAACAAAACAGACUCCAAAAGAUGGUAUAGAAGUAAGCAAAAUAAUGGUUGCUGAAAGCGUGAACAUACAAAGAGAAACAUAUGUCUGUAUACUUAUGGACAGACAAAGAAAUGGGCCAGUGAUAAUAGCCUCACCUGCGGGAGGUGUAGAUAUUGAAGGCGUGGCUGAAAAAACUCCUCAUUUAAUUAAAACUAUUCCUAUAGACAUAUUCGAAGGCAUAACUGAUGAAAUGGCCAAUGAAUUAGCCGAUUUUCUAGAAUUUAAAGGAGAUUUAAAAUCUAAAGCUAGUGAAGAAAUUAAAAAGUUGUGGAAUCUGUUUGUAGCUGUUGAUGCUACUCAGCUUGAAAUCAAUCCAUUGGUUGAAACUGAUGAUAAUAAAGUAAUUUCUGUAGAUGCUAAACUCAAUUUUGACGAUAAUGCCAAGUUCAGACAAAGGGAAAUUUUCAAUAUGGAAGAUGUUACCGAGAGUGAUCCUAGGGAAGUGGAGGCUUCUAAGCAUAAUCUAAACUACAUUGGUAUGACUGGAAAUAUUGGAUGUUUGGUAAAUGGAGCUGGUCUAGCUAUGGCAACGAUGGACAUUAUCAAACUUCAUGGAGGCGAUCCAGCUAACUUCCUAGAUGUAGGAGGUGGCGUUAAAGAAGACCAAGUUAAGGCUGCUUUUAAAAUAAUCACAUCUGACGAUAACGUCAAAGCUGUUCUUGUUAACGUUUUCGGCGGUAUUGUCAAUUGCGCUACCAUCGCCAAUGGAAUUAUAGCUGCCUUGAAAACGAUGACUUUAAAAAUACCGUUGAUUGUCAGAUUAGAAGGAACCAAUGCAAUUGAAGCUAGAAAAAUCAUCAGCAGCUCUGGAAUGAAUAUAAUUACGGCAGACAAUUUGGAUGAAGCUGCUAAGAAGACUGUUAAUAGUAUAUAAUAUUCUAAUUUUAUUCUAUGAUCACAGACUCUGACUGAAUUUUGUUUUGACAUAUUAUUAAAUUAAUCCAUUGGUUUUUUAUUGUUACUUAAUAAUUUUUUUAUAGGUGGAAUUUGCCAAUAUUACCAUUUACCGUGAAUGAGUACAGAUAGAAAAUUAUUUUGUUUAUUUUGAUAUUUUUCUGUACCUAAUUUUCUUUAUUUUUUAUAGUUUUACUUAGUUUUGGUAUCUUAACACAUCUCAGUUCCAUCUUACAAUAGUAUUCAUUACUUUUCCAACGAUAUGACAGUUGGUAUACGUAAAAACUGUGGUUUGCAUGUUUAAACUCAGUUAAAUUUAAAGCUUCAUAUGAAAUUUGUACUUUUUUAUAAAUAACUAAUUACUAUUAAAAUUUUAUAGUUUUAUGAAAUAAAAAUUGUUAUAUUUGAA
Messenger RNA from Psylliodes chrysocephalus, 1864 nucleotides. The record is from the annotation of a GenBank genome assembly. NCBI's taxonomy places the organism in Eukaryota, Metazoa, Arthropoda, Insecta, Coleoptera, Chrysomelidae.